GUAAGUAGGGAAGGGGCUUGCUCAGUUCCUCACUCCCCCUCCUCCUUCUUUUUCCUACUCCCUACAGUCCUAGAGUGCAGUUUGGCAGCUCACAUACAGACACAAGGAUGCUUCUCCUGCUUUCUCUUGCUCCCCUUCUCCUGUCAGCUACAGAAUCCUUGAUGAUCCCUUCUAAUCUGGACAGUGGUAUAUGUCCCCUGGGGCAAUUCCCCUGCGGCAAUCUGUCUGUCUGUUUGCCUCAGCUUUUCCACUGUAAUGGGCGUAAGGACUGUGCCAAUGGUGCUGAUGAAGAAAACUGUGUGGAUAACAUUGGUUGGCCCAAGCUGUUGGAAACAAUUCAGAGUGCCCGAGGCAACAGAGCGAUGCAGGAUGAAGAGACACGUGAAUGUAUGCUGGAUUUUUACCCUGAGCCGUGUGAGUGCUGGAAGCGCAUGGUAAAUUGCUCAAGCCUAGGCCUGCACUCCGUCCCUCCUGUGACUCCAAAUGUGACAGAACUGGAUCUAAAGGACAACAAAAUCAAAACCCUGCAUGAUGGGAUCUUCAGCCUUUACCAGAACUUGGAAAAGCUGUUUCUUCAGAACAAUGAACUCCAUGACAUCUCUCGCCUGGCUUUCUCAGGCCUUUUCAAGCUCAAGAUGCUGUUCCUUAGCCAGAAUCGGAUUAGGUCCCUGAAGGCUGGGAUAUUUAAGGACCUUAGAUCCCUUGAAUGGCUCAUGUUAGAUAACAACCAAGUGUCCAAGAUUGUUCCUGGGACCUUCUCCGGCCUGGAAUCCCUGUACUUCCUGUACAUGCCAAACAAUUCUAUCAGAGAAAUCCCAAAGAACUCCAUCUGCGAGGAGAUGCCUCAUCUCAACUGGCUGGAUCUGGAGGGAAAUCAGAUGCAGACAAUCCACAGCUCAGUGUUUCAGGAAUGCAUCACAGUGCUGAGCCUAAGCAGGAACAAAAUACGGAAAAUCAGAAAGGGUGCGCUAUCCCAAAUGAACAAGUUGGUGGACCUAGACCUGUCACUAAACCAGAUUGUGGAGCUGCCUCCGGCCUUGUUCACUAACCUGCAGGACCUCCAGCUGUUAAACAUCUCCUUCAACCCUUUGCAACACAUCCAGCAAAAUCAGUUUGACCUACUCUCUAACCUACAAUCCUUAAUCAUGGAAGAUAUAGAGAUUCCCAACAUUCAUAACCGCAUGUUCUCCAGCCUUGUCAAUCUGUCUCACAUCUAUUUUAAAAAGUUCCAGUACUGCAGUUAUGCUCCUCACGUGCGCAGCUGUAAUCCCAAAAGUGAUGGCAUCUCUUCCUUUGAGAACCUUCUGGCCAACAUCUUGCUCCGUGUCUUUGUGUGGGUGAUGGCCUGUGUCACCUGUUUUGGGAACCUCUUUGUCAUCUGCAUGCGUUCUUUCAUUGUCACCGAGAACUGCCAGCAUACGAUGUCCAUCAAAUCUCUGUGCUGUGCAGACUUUCUUAUGGGAUUCUACCUCUUCUGCCUGGGAGCCUUUGAUAUAAAGUUCCAGGGGGAGUACAAUAAACAUGCCCAGACCUGGAUGGAGAGCUGGGAGUGUAAGCUGGUGGGCUCCUUGGCGAUGCUCUCCUCGGAGGUUUCUGUCAUGCUGCUCACUUACAUGACUCUGGAGAAAUACCUAUGCAUCGUUUUUCCCUUCAGCCACUUUCGGGCAGGGCGUGGGCAGACCUUAUGCACUUUGACCGCCAUCUGGGGGCUGGGAUUCUUCAUCACGGUCAUCCCCUUCUUCAGCUAUGAUACCUUUGGGAACUUCUACGGGCGGAAUGGGGUGUGCUUCCCGCUGCAGUCAGAUAGCAUGGAGAAAUACGGAGCCCGGGGCUAUUCUGUCAGCAUAUUCCUUGGACUGAACUUGCUGGCUUUCGUCACCAUCGUCUUCUCCUACAGCAGCAUGUUCUACUCCAUCCAUAAGACCGGUGCCAAAACAGCAGAACGCAGCGUCCUCUCACGAGAGGUCACCAUUGCCAAGAGGUUCUUCUUCAUAGUCUUCACAGAUGCCCUCUGCUGGAUCCCCAUCUUCUUACUAAAAGCAGUGUCGCUCACGGAAGCAGAGAUUCCAGGCACCAUCACUUCAUGGGUUGUGAUCUUCAUCCUGCCAAUUAACAGCGCCCUGAACCCCAUAUUAUACACGCUCACCACCUCCUCUUUCCAAGAGAAGCUAAAACAGUGUCUACAUAACAAGAGACAGAGUCAAGAGUCGGGCAAGAGCUUUACUCUGGUAUCAAUACACACGAACACGGCCUGACAUGGCUGGAGUACUUGUACAGGAACUUGCACACCCUCUGGCAGGAGUACUAAAAUGGUACCAUUUCUCACGCAUAGUGACUGUGCCUUCAAUAAAGCCAUGGCUGUCCAACCAGGAGUCGCAAGACGAUAGGACAGUACCACAUAAGCAAAGUUCUGUCCCAAAACCAUGGAUGCUGCUUAUAUUAGGGCAACAGAAUUAUCACACACAAACCUUCAGGCAACUCCUGAAAGUCAAGAUGCCGACAGUAAAUGUUAAAGGACCCAUUUGAAAAAUUAAUCUUAAACAAUGGCCACCCAGGUCUUCCAUAUGAAUAGCAAGGAGACAGGCCUCUCAGGAAGAAAAUGAAUAUAGGAGGAACUGACAGGUGGCUUUAAGUGUUGGCCUCAGCUCAGGCUUUUCACAAGGGAAGGAAUCUGGGAGUCACUACAUGCCAGCACAAUUGCUGUUGGACAUGAUGGCAGGAGAAUAUCGGGGCAAUUUCUACCAUAGACCUGUUUCUGUAUAUAGAUAUAUAUAUUUAUAAAUUCUUUGUGAUAAGGUAAUAUGUAGAAAAUGACAAUACCUCACGCAAGGCAUGGAAUGUGCUGCCCGCUCAGAGCACCAGGGUGUUAGAAAUGCCCGCUCUGAAUACACUGCCAUGGAAAACAAACUACCAAGGAUCUACUGUGAAAGCCAAUACAUCUGUAUCAUCUUCUUUUCAGCAAAUAAAGUGUAACCCAUACAA
This is a messenger RNA of Xenopus laevis (African clawed frog), 2982 nucleotides long. Its product is annotated as relaxin receptor 2. The transcript has 18 exons. The coding region runs from base 108 to 2255 and encodes 715 amino acids. Lineage: Eukaryota; Metazoa; Chordata; Amphibia; Anura; Pipidae. The record is from RefSeq and is a predicted model, not a curated record.